UACACCCCCUCCCCGUAGGACUGCGUUAAUGACUGUGUCGCGUGAGUAACCCGGCCCGGUGUGGGGACGACAGGUGGCGAGACGUCACGAGACCUUACCCGCCUCAGACUUCUCACUACUGGGGGACCCUGGUAGCGAACUUACGAUGAAAUUAGCAGACUGCUGGAUAUUGAGUUUGUUGGUAAUCUUGGUUUUACUGUGGAUUUCUGGCACCGACUCCCAUACCUUUACUGAGCGCCAACAUGAAAAUGGCAGACGAAAUGAAGUGAUUAAAGUUCAGAAAAGAGGAUAUUAUUGGUGCUGGAAACAUUGUUCCAGAUUGGCAUAUUGCAUAUAUUCAGCAGGAGGUACCCAUUGCAGAUGUCGUAAGGGAUUUACAGGGAACGGUUAUACAUGUACAGACAAAAAUGAAUGUUUACGUGGAACGCAUACAUGUGGAAGUUCGUCUUACUGCUUUAAUACUAUAGGAUCCUACGAAUGUCGCUGUAGCAAAGGAUUUGAGAUGAAAAACAGAAGAUGCGUUGAUAUAAAUGAAUGUGUGAGAGGGACCCACACGUGUGACAAACGACCAGGUGCUUCAACUUGCACAAACACAAUUGGAUCCUAUACCUGUAAAUGUAACACUGGAUAUGAAGGAAACGGUUACAUCUGCAAAGAUAUCAACGAAUGCGAGAGAGGCACUCAUAUAUGCCAUAGCCAGGCAACGUGUACAAACACCAUUGGCUCCUUUAAAUGCACAUGUAAUGUGGGAUUUGAGGGAAGUGGAGUUGUAUGCAAAGAUAUCGAUGAAUGCACAAGGAGAACUGAUAACUGUCAUAAGGACUACGGGCUCUGCUACAACACAUACGGAAGUUUUAAAUGUUCUUGUAAGAAACCUGGAUUUGAAGGCAAUGGAGUCAUCUGUAAAGACAUAAACGAAUGCGUCCGUAAAAUACACGAUUGUCAUCGCCCCCACGCACAGUGUACUAACACCAUAGGAAGCUUCACGUGUAGCUGCAAGAAAGGCUUUGAGGAGAGAGACAAUGGUCGUGUAUGCAUAGACAUCGACGAAUGUAAGAGAUACACUCACCAUUGUCACCGACCUUAUGCAUUGUGUGACAAUACGAUUGGUUCCUAUAAAUGUAGGUGUAAGGACGGUUACCGAGGAGACGGAUACACAUGUACACAUAUAAAUGAAUGCGUGAGAGGGACCCACACGUGUGACAAACGACCAGGUGCUUCAACUUGCACAAACACAAUUGGAUCCUAUACCUGUAAAUGUAACACUGGAUAUGAAGGAAACGGUUACAUCUGCAAAGAUAUCAACGAAUGCGAGAGAGGCACUCAUAUAUGCCAUAGCCAGGCAACGUGUACAAACACCAUUGGCUCCUUUAAAUGCACAUGUUAUGUGGGAUUUGAGGGAAGUGGAGUUGUAUGCAAAGAUAUCGAUGAAUGCACAAGGAGAACUGAUAACUGUCAUAAGGACUACGGGCUCUGCUACAACACAUACGGAAGUUUUAAAUGUUCUUGUAAGAAACCUGGAUUUGAAGGCAAUGGAGUCAUCUGUAAAGACAUAAACGAAUGCGUCCGUAAAAUACACGAUUGUCAUCGCCCCCACGCACAGUGUACUAACACCAUAGGAAGCUUCACGUGUAGCUGCAAGAAAGGCUUUGAGGAGAGAGACAAUGGUCGUGUAUGCAUAGACAUCGACGAAUGUAAGAGAUACACUCACCAUUGUCACCGACCUUAUGCACUGUGUGACAAUACGAUUGGUUCCUAUAAUUGUAGGUGUAAGGACGGUUACCGAGGAGACGGAUACACAUGUACACCCGUAAGACCAUUCAGUGAAGGUUCGGAUAAAUGCAGCAAGUACUCGACAUGCACUGACCUGACUCCAGGAGGAGACUAUAAAUGUGACUGUUACUUUGGUUUCUUUGGAGAUGGAAAACAAUGCACAGGAAGCAGAGGGAAAAGAUUUCUCGUACUCUUCAUGAAGAAUAUAGAAGAUCCGACAGAAACCAGUCCUCGACCACGCCAUGCUCAAAUAUACAUUGCCUCGCUCAAUAAAACAGACGUGAAAAUCACAACAUCUGACUCGUUAGCAAAGUCAUUGAAGUCCAAAAUAGACCAAACAGUAUCGAUGAACUCAAACUCUGAGAAGAUCGUCAGUAUAUCCCAAAAUGUCCGCGUGAAUGAUGCAGUGGUAGAAAACAAAGCCGUGAUGCUAGAGACGUCAGACGUGACGUCAGUGUUCGCUCUGAACCAUGAUGGCUACACGUCAGACAGCACACUGGUUCUACCUAUAGACAGACUGGGGGUAAAGUACGUGAUACCCUCCACAGAACCCCAUAGCAAGCAGCACUCGGAUUAUAACAGUCAGCUUGCUUUUGGAGCGGUUCAAGAUCAAACACGCGUGGAGAUUACACUGAAACUUAACAGAUGGCAAUAUAUCAAAUACGGAGGGAAAAAAAAUCGGGAUGGAGAUAAAAUCAUUGUUACCCUAAACAAAUACCAGACAUUCCAACUCUCACAUAACGGCGAUCUAACGGGUACCUUAAUCACCUCCUCCAAACCAGUUGCUGUAUUCUCGGGAAAUCGAUGUAACAAACUUAACAGCUAUGGCUUCUGUAGUCAUUUGGUAGAACAAAUUCCCCCCGUGGACAGUCUUGACACGACCUAUAUCGUUCCUCCACAUUUUGAAAGAAGUGGCACUAUGGUCAGAGUGGUCUCCGCCCACACUGGAUCCACCACUUUCUCUUAUACCAUAGACAAGUCCGCAAGUACAAAGACUAUCGGAACUUUUGGCAACUUCGACAUCACCGUCUCUGGUAAACAAGCGGUUGUGGUGGACUCCAAACGGCAGGUCCUCGUCCUGAGUUUCGGUCUUGCUGCCCGCAGACAAAAGAAUGGCGACCCUUACAUGACCAUGGUUCCCGGGGUCAAUCAGUAUGUCCACCAGUACCAUGUGUCUGUGCCUCAAGGAUUUGAACAGAAUUAUUUUGCAAUUAUGGUGAAGAAAGGCUCCAAAUCAUCACUGCUGUUGGACAACGGCAGAAUCAGUUCGAAAAACACCGUAUCGGAAUCUUCAGUGACCGUCAAGGGACAGGACUACGUUGUUCUGACCGUGAUGGUGAACCAAGGGGUGCACCGAGUGGAGACCAAGGACAGGUCAAGGUUCGGUCUGAUGAUCUAUGGUCACGGCCACGAUGACGGAUAUGGAUUUGCCGCCAACAUCCUGGGUCCUGGAAAACUGUAAAACGUCAAUAAACUUUAGAUUCAUCUCUAGGGAUUCUUUGUAAUUUCUGGGAAGGUUCAAUAAAUAGCUUUAAACGGUU
Magallana angulata is the source of this 3314-nucleotide messenger RNA. Its product is annotated as protein glp-1-like. The transcript has 16 exons. NCBI's taxonomy places the organism in Eukaryota, Metazoa, Mollusca, Bivalvia, Ostreida, Ostreidae. Gene Ontology annotation, molecular function: calcium ion binding. The record is from RefSeq and is a predicted model, not a curated record. Bases 146 to 3235 code for a protein of 1029 amino acids.